Messenger RNA from Cydia splendana, 2264 nucleotides. Its product is annotated as gastrula zinc finger protein XlCGF58.1-like. The transcript is spliced from 17 exons. Gene Ontology annotation, biological process: regulation of transcription by RNA polymerase II. Bases 133 to 2223 code for a protein of 696 amino acids. The record is from RefSeq and is a predicted model, not a curated record. Lineage: Eukaryota; Metazoa; Arthropoda; Insecta; Lepidoptera; Tortricidae. Gene Ontology annotation, molecular function: chromatin insulator sequence binding. Gene Ontology annotation, cellular component: chromosome.
CGGUGAUAGGUGUUGUCGUGUUUGUGCUAUUGUGUUAUAUUAUUUUAUUGUAUCCAGUAAUUACUGUAAAAUACCGGCAUAUGCUGGAUUUCUAAUAGCCACGAAGUUCUGGGAUUAACUGAUUUUGGCGCAAUGGCGCAAAUUGAAGAUCCCGAAUUCUUGGACACUGGGGAGUUUAUGAUGAAACGGAGCCUCCUGGCGAAGAGCAAGCGGGCAAUCAUUGUCCGCAGCCCGGCCGGCACCACGGAGUACCGCUGUGUGGAGUGCCCCAUGGGCUUCAAUGACAAGGCUGGUAUGGAGCAGCACCUGGCUGUCCAUAAUCAGGAGUACAGGUUUCUUUGCGGAAUCUGUGGGACUGCACUAAAACGCAAGGAGCACUUAGACCGCCAUACCCUGGAACACAAAGAAGUGCGGCCUCACAUCUGCCCGGACUGCGGCAAGGGCUUCAAGAGGAAGGAGCACCUUAACAUACACCGCACCAUACAUAGCGGGGAGAAGAACCACAUAUGCCCACUCUGUGACAAAUCAUUCUACAGAAAAGACCACCUCCAAAAGCACCUUCAAACUCACAACAAAAUGUUCAUUGAGCAGAACAUUUUCCCCGUGAGUGACCAGGAGCUACUAGGCAUCAAACAGGAGGUCACCGAUGAGGAACAGGCAGACGCCGUUAUGACAGAGAUUACCGACGCGGGCCUGGGCCAGCCAGUGGACCCGGAACGGCCCCACAUCUGCCCUAUCUGCCACAAGGGGUUCAAGCGGAAAGACCACCUCAAGCUGCACAGCGUCAGCCACCUGGCGAGAGACAAGCUCUGCCCACACUGCGGGAAAGGCCUGGGCAAGCCAGCGGACCCAGAGCGGCUCCACAUCCCCGUCUGCCACAAGGGGUUCAAGCGGAAAGACCACCUCAAGCUGCACAGCGUCAGCCACCUGGCAAGAGACAAGCUCUGCCCACACUGCGGGAAAGGCCUGGGCAAGCCAGCGGACCCAGAGCGGCCCCACAUCCCCGUCUGCCACAAGGGGUUCAAGCGGAAAGACCACCUCAAGCUGCACAGCGUCAGCCACCUGGCAAGAGACAAGCUCUGCCCACACUGCGGGAAAGGCCUGGGCAAGCCAGCGGACCCAGAGCGGCCCCACAUCCCCGUCUGCCACAAGGGGUUCAAGCGGAAAGACCACCUCAAGCUGCACAGCGUCAGCCACCUGGUCCCCGACGUAGGCCUGGGCAAGCCAGCGGACCCAGAGCGGCCCCACAUCCCCGUCUGCCACAAGGGGUUCAAGCGGAAAGACCACCUCAAGCUCCACAGCGUCAGCCACCUGGCGAGGGACAAGCUCUGCCCACACUGCGGGAAAGCCUUCCGAACAGACGAUCAGGUGAAUAACCACAUGAUAACACACGUUAAACUGGACUCCCCGGCCAGCGAGGAGCCCUGCCUGAUGGAAGACGAAGAUGUACAGCAAGAAGAAGACUCCCUCCUAAUACCUCGCGUGUCCAUGCAAGAGGGCGAGCGCACGUACUACUCGGUGGCGGACGACCGGCCGUACUCGUGCAAGCUGUGCGGCCGCCGCUUCAAGCGCAAGCAGCACCUCAAGGUGCACGCCAACGUGCACGCCAGGAACCAGCCGCCCACCAUCUGGUGCUCCAUAUGCAGCGAAGGUUUCUUCAACAACAGCCAAUUCGAGAGCCACGAGUGUAUGGGCGCCGACCCCGAAGAGACGCCGACCAACCAGGAGAACAGCUACCCCACGCACGACAAUGUAGAAAUAAUGAACGUGCCUAUAGUGACGGAGGAACCGGAGCCGGCCGGGCUGCCGGUGCCGCGGCGCGUAUUUGUGUGCAAGUUCUGCGCGAAGCCCUUCAAGCGCAAGGACCACUACCGCAUCCACCUGCACGUGCACACCGGCGUCAAGUCCUUCUUCUGCGAGGACUGCGGGAAAGGCUUCUACCGCAAGGACCACCUCCAGAAGCACUCGCAGGUGCACACGAGGACGAGGCCGCAGCCGCCGCCGCGCAAGCCCCGGAAGGAGAUGCCGGACCUCUUCCCCAUACACAUGUUCAAGACACCCGACACCAGGGCCAGCGUCAAGCCGGAGAUCACUAUCACUGCGCCAUCGAACACAAAACUACGAGUACCGCUGCAAAUCAAGGUGCCGUACCAAGUAGUGACGUCACUCGACAACGGCGAGCAGCGCGUCACCACCGUCGACCCGCGCGACCUGCUCUCCUGAUACGAGCUCAUGUACGGUUAGCCGACCUUGAGAUAAUAAAU